AUGAAUCGGGUUGGCGGCCUUUUCAAGAAAAAGCAAAAUCUACGCCAGUGGGCGAUUUGGACUGUCUUGCUCUGGAGUACUCUGACCCAUGCUUCCCCGCCCACCUUCGAAUGGAAAGACCCCAACACCUAUAAGACGCUGCAGUGUCCGAAGUGCCCGCCAGGGACGAGCAUGUCCAAGCCCUGCAUGGAGGGCGGAGCGACGGUGUGCAAGCCGUGUGCCAACGAGCACUACACCGAGUAUUGGAACUACCUGGACAGGUGCUUGUACUGCAGCGUCCGCUGUAACGACCUGGAGGUGGAGGUGGUGCCCUGCAACAAGACCCACAACAGGGUGUGCCAGUGCAAGCCGGGCUACCACGCCGAGUCGCUCUUUUGCAUCAAGCACUCAAAGUGCCCGUCAGGAAGCGGAGUGCUGGAGCCUGGCAACCCACAAGAAGAUACCCAGUGCGGAGUUUGUACCGAGGGGACCUUUUCCAGCAACUAUUCCAGCAAAGAUCCCUGCCAGCCCCACCAGAACUGCUCCGUGCAAGGCCUUCAGGUCAACGUGCCUGGCACCCGGUUCCAUGAUACCCUCUGCACCUCCUGCAGGGCUGGGAAAGGCUUGGAGGAGGGCUCAGGUACUGGGGACUGUUACGAGGCCGCCCUUGACUUUGUAGCGUUCCAACUCAAGUCCCCACGAAGGCUCCGGCGUCUGUAUCGUAAGCUCACUCAAGCUCCUCCCGGGACCGAGAAGAAGAAGGCCACCGAAGAGCUCCAGGUGGACCUUCACACCUACCUGCUCCAGCUCAAGAACUUGCAUGGGAAAGAGCGAGCGUGGGAGAUGGUCCAGGAAGCCCUGGAGAAGAUGAAGUUGAUACACAUUCUGGAGAGCGUCCAGAGGAGAUUCUCCGUGGGUUUAUGAGACAACUUGAAACGGGAUUUGUUAUCGUCGUACGAUAGGUCUAAAAUUGUUGGUCAUGCCUGUGCGGACUUGGAUCAUUGAGUUAAAUUAUUUAUACAAAAGC
This is a messenger RNA of Protobothrops mucrosquamatus (brown spotted pit viper), 1006 nucleotides long. RefSeq names its product tumor necrosis factor receptor superfamily member 6B. Lineage: Eukaryota; Metazoa; Chordata; Lepidosauria; Squamata; Viperidae. The record is from RefSeq and is a predicted model, not a curated record. Gene Ontology annotation, molecular function: protein binding. Bases 1 to 903 code for a protein of 300 amino acids. The transcript is spliced from 4 exons.